CACGUUGAGUACCCGGCUAGCCUUGACUUAUUACUCAGAUAUGUUACAAUCAAAAUGUUCAAAUUGAAAACAUUGCGAGGUGAGGAGACGGGGCUCGAGUCUGGCCUGCAAGUCUGCAAGAAGUUGGAGGACGAUCUAGUGGAAUGCCUGAAUGUCGUUGACCGUCUGAGCCGGAAAUACAAAGAUCCAGUUGAGGAUCCCGUGCCCGUGAACAGCUUGGGUUCACCGUCUACACUAGAGACAAGCAGCUGCUCCGACCUUAGUGGCAAUUCCUUGUUGCGGCAGGACCCGGAGGUGGAAGCGAUAAGCACACCAGUCGGAGCCAGGAGCGGGCAACAGCUGAGCAGCUCUUACGUGGAUAUGCACACGAAAUGCAUUAAGAUUAAGCGCGAACUGGAAGGCACGAUUUCGCUCAACAAACAGAUAAGCGAAUUGGCAUAUCGUCAACGGAAAAAUGACUAUAGCAUUCCCGAAGAGAUCACAGUCUACCUGGAGAAUAUGAAGAAGAAGUCCUCAAAACAAUAGAGGUUGUUGCUGUUGCUUUUUAUUAUAUUCCAUCAAAGUUUUGUCUGCCGGUGAUCGGGACUCAGAAAUUGAACAUUUUCUCGACACUUGGCAGCUUUUAUUAAAAAUUACUGUCACCAUAAGACGAGACAGAGAAGUUGAGCAACUUUCAAAACUCAUUUGGCUUGACAUGAAAAUAAGGCAAAGUUUUUCACUGU
Molecule: messenger RNA, 722 nt
Organism: Drosophila obscura
Lineage: Eukaryota; Metazoa; Arthropoda; Insecta; Diptera; Drosophilidae
Exons: 1
Coding region: 55-525 (156 amino acids)
Source: RefSeq, a predicted model, not a curated record